Molecule: messenger RNA, 2248 nt
Organism: Daldinia vernicosa
Lineage: Eukaryota; Fungi; Ascomycota; Sordariomycetes; Xylariales; Hypoxylaceae
Product: CTP synthase
Exons: 12
Coding region: 227-1981 (584 amino acids)
Biological process (GO): pyrimidine nucleobase biosynthetic process; CTP biosynthetic process
Cellular component (GO): cytoophidium; cytoplasm
Molecular function (GO): identical protein binding; CTP synthase activity
Source: RefSeq, a predicted model, not a curated record
UUUUUUUUUUAAUUAUAAUUAUUCUGCCUGCUGCAGAGUCGGACUCGGCGCAAAACUUCCAAAUAAUUAUAUUUUUAUUUCCAUUCCCAGCAAUCACCCUUACUUUGAUUAGGUAUAUUAUUCAAGCAUCGUUUUAUAAGAGGUAGCCCUACCUGAAUCGACACCGGUGGUGUACGUCUACGUCUACGCCUACGCGUUUUCCAAGCUUUCGCGGCAAGUUAGCAAGAUGAAGUAUGUGCUAGUCAGCGGGGGUGUCAUCAGCGGCAUUGGCAAAGGUAUAAUAGCUUCCUCGUCUGGGCUUCUGCUUAAGACGACUGGUCUUAAGGUCACGGCAAUUAAAAUUGAUCCAUAUUUGAAUGUAGACGCUGGUACAUUGGGUCCACUCGAGCAUGGAGAGUGCUUUGUUCUAAAGGACGGAGGCGAAUCUGAUCUUGAUCUCGGAAACUAUGAGCGCUAUUUGAACCUCAAUCUCACCAAUGAGAACAACAUCACAACCGGCAAGAUCUACAAAGCCGUAAUCGAACGGGAACGGAAGGGUGACUACAUAGGUCGCACAGUCCAGGUUGUACCUCACAUCACAGAUGCCAUUCAGGACUGGAUUCAGCGCGUAGCGAGGAUACCUGUUGAUGAUAGUGGCGAAGAACCCGACAUCUGUAUCAUUGAAUUAGGUGGUACUGUUGGCGACAUUGAGAGCAUGCCCUUCGUUGAAGCAUUGACUCAGUUCAGAUAUAAGGUUGGCAAAGGAAACCUGGUCAACAUACAUGUCUCUUACGUGCCCAUUAUCCACGGCGAGGAGAAGACCAAGCCCACACAACAUGCUAUCAAACAGAUGCGAAGCGCCGGUUUAAUACCAGACCUAAUUGCCUGCCGCUGCGAGCGCGCUCUCGACGAAGCUACGACCCAAAAGAUUGCCCGAAGCUGCCAGGUCGAAUUCAAGCAGGUUGUUACCGUUCGGGAUAUCGAGACUAUUUAUCAAGUACCACUGCUUCUCGAAGAACAGGGCUUACUUCACCGUCUACGCGAGGCCUUGAUGUUAGACCAACUAUCAAUCCCCCCGACCUUGGUCAGUAAAGGCGAAGGCUUGUGGAAAUUAUGGAAGGAGACUGUCGUGACAAAGCCGUACCUAGAGCCGGUAAUAAUUGCUUUGGUCGGUAAAUAUAUCGCACUUCCCGAUAGUUACCUCUCUGUAAUCAAGGCUCUAGAGCAUUCGGCAAUGCGAUGCAACCGCAAGCUAAAUUUGUGCUGGAUUGAUGCAGAGCAUCUUGAGGAUGCUACUUUGAAGAGCGACCCCACCAUAUAUCAUAAGGCCUGGUCACAACUUACUGUUGCUUCUGGCUGCAUCUGUCCAGGAGGAUUCGGUGGUAGAGGCGUAGCAGGGAUGGUUAAGGCUGCAAAAUGGGCACGCGAAUGUAAGAUCCCUUACCUGGGAAUCUGCCUCGGAAUGCAGGUCGCCGUUAUAGAAGCCGCUCAGAAUUUGUGUGGCUACAAGGGUGCUACCUCGGAAGAAUUCGAUGCCAACGCCGAACAUCGUGUUGUCAUCUUCAUGCCAGAAGGGUCAAAAGAGAUAAUGGGCGGCACAAUGCGACUCGGUACAAAAGCAACACAUUUCCAAUCCGGGAGCGAGUGGAGUAAGCUUCGGGCUUUGUACGGAGACUCGACCGUUAUGGAAGAGCGACACAGACACCGCUAUGAAGUUAACCCUGAUUACAUCGAGGAGCUCGAGAAGGCCGGGCUCAACUUCGUUGGAAAGGAUGAAUCAGGCAAGCGAAUGGAAGUGGUCGAGCUGAAAGAUCAUCCCUUUUUCGUUGGUGUCCAGGCCCACCCCGAGUUUACAUCUCGCGUUCUCGCUCCGUCGCCUACGUACCUCGGUUUUAUGGCUGCCAGCACAGGCUGCCUCGACCAGGUUAUCCAGGAGAUACGACAACAGAAGAAGCAAACUAACGGUCUUGUCAAUGGCGCGGAGGAAAGCGUUCAUUUUUGAUUCUGCAGAUGAUAGAGGAUCAUAUUUUCUUCGUAAUGGAUAGCAUAGGCUGGAAUGCAUGCGAGGCAAGUCUUGUCAGACUCAUUCUUGUUAAUGGGAGGUAAACACCUAGAGAGAAACAAGGAUCAUAUUUUACUUGACGUCCAGCUAUGGAGCUAGAGCGGAUGGUUAUUUCAGACUAAAGGGACUACUGCGCAAUCUGGGUUCGAUGUGUUUGCCUAGUUUACAUAUAUAGAUAUAUACUAAAAGAAACCACAGAGAAAAAAA